Molecule: messenger RNA, 1319 nt
Organism: Moneuplotes crassus
Lineage: Eukaryota; Ciliophora; Spirotrichea; Euplotida; Euplotidae
Source: the annotation of a GenBank genome assembly
AUUUACUAAUGGCCAAAAAUACAUAUGGUAUUUCGAAUGAGAUAUACAUAAAUUAUAACAAAGGAGACAUCCUCCUGCACGUUGAUGACCUAGACACCUAUUUUAAAGGCCCUCAGAUCCAGUUUAUAAUCCUUAAGGGCAAAGCUAAGGUUUAUUUUGAUAAGCCAGGAGCAAAAUUCACACCAAUAAAACUACUUAAAAGUGGAACACCUGAAGAUCUAGGUAUAGACAGACUUGAUCCGAUUUCCUUCGGUGAGCUUGACCAUUUCGGAGAUUUCAGAAAAAUGCUUGAGAAAAACACAACUGUCAAGGAAUUUUAUUGCAUUGCAACCGAAAAAUCCAGAAUAAUCAAAUGAAGCCCUGAUAAAUGUGAAGAUUAUUUAAGAAUUGUUCGGAGCAGCCAUUAUCAAAUGGAGCAACUCGAGUUUUUGAGCAAGGCAAUUCCUGGUCUUGAUAAGAUAAGUGCAGCUGCUAGGAAUAAGGUCAGUAGCUGCUUUAAGGAAAGAACCUUCAUGCCACGCAUGAAGCUUAUUUCUGAAGGUAAAAUUAACGACUAUGCUUAUAUCAUCAAGUCUGGCACAUGAGCUUUGGUCAGUAGUAAAAAUCCUCUUUCAAGGAGAAUAUCAGCUGCUGAGAAAGCUAUAAAGCUCAUUUCUAUCAAAGGCUAUAUUUCUGAGACUACAAGUACCUUCCAACUUGGAUUAUGUGGGACUUAUGAUUGGGUAGGAGAAGACAUUUUAAUAUUAAAUGACCUGCCCUUUCCAUUCUCUAUAAUAGCAAAGACCCAAGUAGUUGCUCUAAGAAUUUCAAAGCAUGAUUUGUUCAAUAGGAUACCCUAUGAAUUUAAGAAUAAUUUAGAAGAGCAAUCUAAGAAUAGAAAUAAAUGGCUUCAAAAUAGAGUGAAGGCAAUAACCAACACUUCUCAAAUUAUUUACAGGCAGGAUCCAAAGCAGGGUGUAUAUGACACUGUAAUGAAUCAGUUAGUCUCUCAAUACCCACAAGCAACUUCAAAUGCUGUAAAGAGCUUUACUAGACAUCACAUCAGCAUGACUGGGGCCGAAAACAGAGGGAAAAUAAUUAAAAGUGUGUCAAUGAACCAUAGAAAGUCCGAAGCUCCGGUCCUAACAAACAGAAGAAAGAGGUGAAUUUUCACUUCGUCCUAUGGAACUCAAGCCCCAAAGACCAGCCAUAAAAGAAGAGUAUCAUAUUUUAGGAAAGACAAGAAAAUGCUUCCUUUGGCUGCUUCUUUCAGUGGAGUUCAAAGAAUGUACACAAAAGCUGCGAAAGCAAGGAAAAAUCAUUAUAUUAACCCUUAUUAA